UUUGAUUAACAAGAUCAAACCUGGCAUUGUUAGGAAGAUAAAUCGUCUGUCAACUCCAAUAGCUGGCUUGGAUAAUAUAAAUGUUUUUCUGAAAGCUUGUGAAAAUAUUGGAUUGAAAGAGGCUCAACUUUUUCAUCCAGGAGACCUUCAGGAUUUGUCCAAUCGAGUUACAGUCAAACCAGAGGAGACCAACAGAAGAGUGAAAAACGUUUUGAUUACACUAUAUUGGCUGGGGAGAAAAGCACAAAGUAACCCUCACUAUAAUGGUCCAUAUCUCAAUCUUAAAGCAUUUGAGAAGUUAUUAGGGCAAGCAUUGACUAAGGCACUUGAAGAGUCCAGCCACCUAAACAGAAGUGGUAGGGAUAGUGGGUACGGUGAUAUUUGGUACGUGGAUCGAGGAGAACCUUUUCCAUCUUCAGCAAGCCACAAAAGAGACGAUUCUUUUGAUAGCUUGGACUCUCUUGGCUCAAGAUCCUCCACAAGCUUUUCAUCAGACAUAACCUUGAAAGGUGGCAGCGAAGGUUGUGAUAGUGACACAGACUCAGAACUGCCUUUCAAGAUGCGCGACUCCCAUAAAGAUGACAGGUCCUAUCGAAGGAUUUCUGUAAUCGAACCAAAACCUGCUACUGACUUCAAUCGCUUCUUACCCACUAAAAACAAGCAGCCAACAUAUAUGCCAGCACCCCUAAGGAAGAAAAGAACAGAGAAGAAUGAGGACAAUAGGAGGAGUUGGGCAAGCCCUGUCUACACAGAGUCAGAUGGGACAUUUUCAAGUAACCAGAGGAGACAGAGGCAGUUGGAUACUAAAGUGGAAAACAAACCAGGAGUUAACAUUUCUCCAGAAUUAUCUGGGUAUUUCGAUGAGGAUGAGGAAGAAGAAAUAGUCAUCCCAAACAUUGAAAAAGAUGAUCUCUAUUUUCGCAAGCUAAGUUCUUCAGCAUCAAAUACAGUGGUUCCUUUUGACAAAUUUCUUCCUAAGUAUUGGACUCCAGAAGAAUUGUUAUGGAAAAAAAUCAGGAAAUCCUCUUUCAAACCCUGGUAUAAAGAGAUUCAAGGGUUCAGUAGAAAGAAAUCAGAUUCUGAGGAUAUCAAUUUUGCUUACAAACAAAGCUCUGCCAUUGUUGCUAACCAGCCGAGACCAAGUUUCGAAUGGAAUAGCAGUAGCAGAAGGGAUCAAAACUAUAAGCCAACUGCUGAAUAUAUGGGAAGCUCAUUGUCACAGAUUACAGAAGGAAAAAUCUUGGAGGCUUCUGACCAGCCCAGUCAGUUUUUGUUACUUCAGGCCCUGCAAAAAUACUCUGACUACUUGUCUUCUGAAACGAAGACCAAAAUUGAUCCUACUUCUGGCCCUAGGCUUAUAAAAUGUAGAAAGAAUAUUUCCUUUAUACCAGGAUGUGAUGAUGAAGGAGAUGCUGAAAAUGGAUAUCCAUACCCAGAUCUAGAAAACGAUGACUUGUUUGUUCGCAAAACUGGGGCUUUCCAUAUGAAUCAUGUUGUUCUCCAGGACCCCCAGUAUUUCAGAAAAUUCUCUGAGCAAGAGUCUCCUCUAGAGGGUGAAAUAAUUCUGCAACCUCGGGAAGGCCAACCUGUGAUUCCAGAUUUGGAAAAAGAUGACAUGAUAUUUCGUAAAAUCCUUUCUCAGAAAAAAGAAGUGCCUUUAUCAGGUGCUCCUGACAAGUACCAUCCUGCACUCUUUCCUGAUCCUUGGAGUCUUCCAGAAGAAAUCCGGUCCAAAUUUCUGUGUUUACUUGAAAAAAAUUCAAUGCCUGAGGAAAGAAAAAGGAGUGGUAGAGUGUUGUCGCCAUCUUCCCGCCAUAAGAGGGACGAUAUGUUGGCACGCAAGAUUGAGUCCUGGAAAGUGGGAAGCAACAUGCAGCCAGUAAAUUUUAUCCCAGGUCCGUGCAGUGAAGAAGACUGGAAGAAGUGGGAAGCGAUCAGAGAGGCCAGCAAAGUUAGACAUAAGAAACGUCAGAUGGUGGAGAGACUGUUUCAAAAGCUUUCUGAUGAGCAAGGGAGUAAAUCUUUGAAUGAUGUCAGUGCAGAGGAGCAGCAGUCAUUGCGCAAAAUUCGUUAUGAAGAACUACAAAAGAUAAAAGAACAGCUGCAAGAGCAAGACCUAAAGUGGCAAGAAGAUCUAGCAAAAUGGAAGAAUCGCAGAAAGAGCUUCACUUCAGAGUUGCAAAAAAAGGAAGAAAGAGAAGAAAUAGAAAGGAGAGCCUCUGAAGUUUCUGAUAGGAGUAGCAAGCCACUGAAAGAAAUGCAGCAGGAAAGGGAACAAAAAUAUGAUGGCAGAUGGGUGUAUUCACUGACUGAUGAUGUGUUUACUGAAGAAAAAGCACCUGCCACACGAUCAACAGUGAAAGAUUACCUGUUUGAGGAAGAAACCUCCUACAGCACUAAGGACAGCAAAAGCCAGUAUGCUGCUCAGAGAAGCGAGGAGAAUCUACCAAAGCCAGAGAGCUCUGCCAUGCGUGAGGUUCCUACUGUCUCAAAGAGCCUGGCGGAAGAGCAGAGCUCAGCUCUUUUGUCUACCUGCUACUCGGUGAAUGCUCAAACUGGGUCAGCUCAGGUUUCAGCUUCUCUCCCUAGAAGUUACCAGAAAACUGAUACCUCGAGGUUAACAUCUGUGGUUACACCAAGACCUUUUGGUGUCCACUCCAGAGGAAUCUCCUCACUUCCACGGUCGCUCACGAUGGACGAUGCUCAGAAAUACAAUGGAGAAGUGGAAAAAGCUAAAGCAACUCAAACCUUAACCAGCAGCAUGUUUUCACUACCAGAUUCUACAUACUCUCUCUCCACCAGUGUACUCAGAAGGAGAGGUGAGGAGGAAGAAGAGGAAAAAGAAGGUGUUAAGUCUGUACCUACUCCUAGUUUGACAUUACCUGUAAAGUCACAAGACCGAGAUGCUGGAAAUAGUAUUCUUAAACCAGAAUAUCGUUCUCCUCCUGAUUCUGUUUCACUUGCAUCUUCUGCAGAAAAUGCGAGUCUAUCAGAACAUGACGAUUCAAAAUCUCUGGAACUGUACAGUGAAUUGAGAAUCAGUAUGAACCAGAGACCUGGCUACAGUCACAACUUUGGGUUUACAACAAAUUGGACUUCUUCAGGGGCCUUAGUACAGACAGUUGAAGAAGAUAGCCCUGCAGCACUUUGUCAGCUGCAGGUAGAUGAUGAGAUCAUUGCUAUCAACGGCACAAAGGUUUCACAAAUGAACAGCAGUCAGUGGGAAGAAGCGAUCACUAGAGCACUAGAAACUGGAAACCUGGUCAUGGAUGUUAGACGAUAUGGAAAGAAUGACUGGGGCAAAGACCAGCCUUCCCUGCCACAUGUAAGGCAUAAAAUCCUCAAUCUCACCAGUAUGGGUACCAACAUUAUAGGUACAUCUGAUAAUAAGUGGAUUGAUGCAACUUCUGGAGAACGCGUAUCAAGUGUCUCAACUAUAUCAACAAAAAGAGAAUUCUCCAGCAGUCUUCAAAGUUCUGGUACAGGAACAAAAUUGAUAAAUGGCAUGCAAGGAGAUCUUGGAUCUAAUGAACAAAGAGCAUCUGAACCUAUUUCUUUGAAAAACUUAAAAAGGCGGUCACAAUUUUUUGAACAAGGAGGCCCAGAGCCUGCAAUGCCUGAUCUCCCAGUUCCAUCCAUUAGUGCUCCAAGUCGUCGGGUUUGGGAUCAAGAAGAAGAACGAAAACGUCAGGAGAAAUGGCAAAAGGAGCAGGAUCGUUUAUUGCAGGAGAAAUACAAACGGGAACAAGAAAAACUGAGGGAAGAAUGGCUACGAGCUAAGCAAGAAGCAGAAAAAGAAAAUUCCAAAUAUUUAGACGAGGAACAAACUGUUAUAACCUCAAACAUGAUCACAGUCUCUGCACGAGCUCCAUCUGCCUCCAGCUGGAGGGCAAGCCCUGAAGUGAGUACUCCUGAGGAGCCAGAAGGAGAUGGAGGAAGUGAGCUGGCAGCACACUUGCUGGCCAAGGAAGAAGAAAGGAGGCUUCAGGAGGAAGAAGCAGCAGCUCUGCGUGCUGAGCGAGAAAGGGAACACCAGGAACUAGAGCUUGAGAGACAACGCAAAGAGAGGGAACAGCAGUAUGAGCAGAGACAGUGGGCGGAGAUGGAAGAGCAGAGGCGGCAGGCGGAGAUGGAGGAACAGAGGCAGCAAGCAGAAAGGCAGAGGGAAAUGUCAGUGGAGACAUCUCAGUACCAAAGACAUUAUGAGCGCUAUGAAGUAUCUAAAACAACAGAGAACCAACCUGGCCAACAUCUCAUUGACAGGCGUUAUGAACGCUAUGAAUCUUCCAAAACCAUAGAGGAGCGACCUGGUCAGUCAUUUUCUGACAGGAAUAAAUCCAAGUCAAUUUCAGAGCUGAAUGACUUCAAUGCAAACAGAAAUAGUACUCAGAGCAAGCAUUCAGAGAGGUCUUGGAACACGAAUGAGUCACAGAAGGGGUCUCAGAAGGAGCACAACCUGUCUGCAGCAGAGUUAGAGAGGCAACAAAUCCUUCAGGAAAUGAGGAAGAAAACAUCUCUACACACAGACAGCAGCUGGAUUAGGCAACGCAGUUCCAGUGUGCAUAAGGAGCCAAUCAGUCUAUACAGCAGUAGUAUGAGGAGAGGGGAGUCUUUGGACAAUCUUGAUUCUUCAAGAACAAGCUCAUGGAGGCACCACUCGAGGUUGAACCAGUCCUCCUCCACUUCAUCCCUGUCCUCUAAUCAGGAUCACAGCCGCCCAGUGUCCACUUCAAACCGGGCCUACAUGUGCACUCCUUCCUCUGCCAAAGCACCUUCUGUGACCACCUCUGUGAGAGCCCCACCUGCAUCCCAGGCAGCCCCCCGGGUGCAAUCUCCUGUUUCUGCUUCCCAGCCAGGGUCGCAGAUGCGCAGCAGGUCAGUCAGUGGGAAGAAAAUCUGUUCAUACUGUAAUAACGUUCUGGGCAAAGGAGCAGCCAUGAUCAUUGAGUCUCUUGGUCUUUGUUAUCAUUUACAUUGUUUUAAGUGCGUUGCCUGUGAAUGUGACCUUGGGGGAUCCCGCUCUGGAGCUGAAGUCAGGAUCCGAAACAACAAACUCUUCUGCAACGACUGCUAUCUCAGAUUUAAAACUGGACAACCAACCUCCAUGUGAAGCAAACCUAGAUAUAAAACCACUGUUGCAGACAGAAGAAGAGGUGAUUGCUGCUGAUGUAGAUCUAUAAAUAUAUAUAUUGUGUGUGUGUGUUUUCUAAAAGUAACUCUUUUGCUUGCCUAGUCUUCAUAGCAAUGCAUUAUAUUCUUCAUAUAACUGUAUUUUUAUUUAUGAUAAAGUAAUUGCAGUAAGGAAGUAUCUGAGGAAAAUGCUUUCACUUUUUCAGCUUUAAGUACUGAAAGCACAAGGGAGAAUAAGUAUAUUUUCAGUAAUAACUUCAAAAUAUUUUUGAGGCUUAUAAUCAACUAGCUGACUUUCCAAUGGUAUAUGAAGAGGGUAUUUUGUUUCUAAGCUCUUGAAAUGAGCAUUAGAGAAAUACUUAAUAUAAAUAUAUAUUUGCAAUUGCUGUCUUUAUUUUUGACAUAUACUGAAAGUGAAUUCUCUAGGUUAAUAUGAAGCUGCGUUUAAAUGCACACAAAUGUGUUUGCUUUCCAUACGCUGGUUUCUAAAAUUGUGCUUUUUUGAAACAAAUACAAAGAAUUACCUGUUUGCUCAGUGGUGAAGGCAUAAUAUUCCAUGAAAUCCACUUAAGGGGAAAGAAUUCUCUUUUUCCUUUUGAAAAAUGUAACUAUCACUUUUUCCCUCCUCAAACUAGGUGAAGAAUGGUUGUUGAAUUACAGUAUAUUUGUAAAUAAAAUUUCUGAUGUUGCAUUUA
Meleagris gallopavo (turkey) is the source of this 5825-nucleotide messenger RNA. The record is from RefSeq and is a predicted model, not a curated record. NCBI's taxonomy places the organism in Eukaryota, Metazoa, Chordata, Aves, Galliformes, Phasianidae.